AUGCCGACAUAUGGCGGAGACGAAGUGAGUGCAGUGGUGUUGGACAUCGGCUCAAGCACUACUAGAGCAGGCUAUGCAGGCGAAGACACUCCGAAAGUGGUGAUUCCUACAUCCUACGGCUACAUACCAGCGCGCGAACCCUCCGAAGGCUCCGAGAACCAAGCCAGCUACUAUUUUGGCGACCAUGGCCCGACCCUGUGGAGGGCGCAGAUGGAGGUAGUGAAUCCGUUGAAAGAGUCGAUGGUCGAAGACUGGACGGCGGUCGAGAAGCUGAUGAAGGUCGUCUUCGAUCGCGAGAUGAGGCUGGGUCUUGCAGGCGCCGAGCUGGAGCCAGACGAGAAACGCGGCAUCCUCACUGAACACCCGCUCCUCGUCACCGAACCCUCGUGGAACUCGAAAGAGAACCGCGAGCGGAUGAUCGAGAUGGCCUUCGAGGAGUUCGACACCCCUGCUUAUUACUCGGUCGACCGAUCUGUCAUGGCUGCAUUUGCGGCUGGGAAAGGCACAGCCGUGGUGGUUGAUAUCGGGGACGAUCUGACGACAGUGACGCCGAUCUGCGACGGCUUCGUACUUCGAAAAGGGAUACACAAGUCGCCGAUCGCGGGCAACACGCUCUCCUCGCUGUUACUUUUGACAACGGAAAGCCUGCUGCCGACGCCGGUCUAUCCGCACUGCUUGAUAGCCUCGAAAGCGCCCCAGGUGAGCGGGGUGGGCCAUCCGGGCGGCGCGGCUGAUACCGACGUCGCCAUGGCCUCCGCCUCAAACGACCUCCCGCCGGGCGUCGUCCUUCGCGACGACCGACUUCCCGGCAAAGAAGGCUCAAAAACGACGGAGAGCUUCAUGCGCUACCAGAAGUUGAGGAUCAUGCAUGACCUCAAAGAGUCGAUCUGCGAGGUGUACCCCCGGACAUGGGACGAAGAGACAGUAUCGACGAUGCCGGUUCGGCCGUUUGAGUUUCCGAGUGGCCAGAUGCAGCAGUACGGGCGGGAGCGAUGGGCGGUCCCGGAGGUGCUAUUCAACCCAGCAAUGGCAGCGUGGCCGUUGGGAAAGCACGUUGGGGCGCGGCACGGGGGCGCGACGAUCGGGUCGGCGGAGCCGCAUCUGCCGCUGUCCCAUCUGCUCCUCCAGGCGAUCGCCGCCUCCGACAUCGACCUCCAGCCGACUCUCAACGCGAACAUCAUCGUCACCGGCGCCAGUAGCUUGAUUCCCGGCCUCCUCGAACGGCUCGAGUUCGACCUCCGCCACAUCUCCCCUGCUUGUAAGUUCAAGGUCUCCGCCGCUGGCAAUCUCGCCGAGCGCAAGUUCGGGAGUUGGUUGGGCGGCAGCAUCCUUGCUAGUCUGGGCUCCUUUCAUCAACUGUGGAUCGGCAAAGACGAGUACAAGGAGCAGGGACGAUCGGUCGUCCACCGGAGAUGUAAAUAA
Puccinia triticina is the source of this 1422-nucleotide messenger RNA. RefSeq lists its product as uncharacterized. The record is from RefSeq and is a predicted model, not a curated record. NCBI's taxonomy places the organism in Eukaryota, Fungi, Basidiomycota, Pucciniomycetes, Pucciniales, Pucciniaceae. Gene Ontology annotation, cellular component: SWI/SNF complex; NuA4 histone acetyltransferase complex. Gene Ontology annotation, biological process: regulation of transcription by RNA polymerase II. The transcript is spliced from 8 exons. Bases 1 to 1422 code for a protein of 473 amino acids. Gene Ontology annotation, molecular function: chromatin binding.